Thalassophryne amazonica is the source of this 1112-nucleotide messenger RNA. Its product is annotated as WD repeat-containing protein 41-like. The record is from RefSeq and is a predicted model, not a curated record. Gene Ontology annotation, biological process: regulation of autophagy. NCBI's taxonomy places the organism in Eukaryota, Metazoa, Chordata, Actinopteri, Batrachoidiformes, Batrachoididae. Gene Ontology annotation, cellular component: lysosomal membrane. Gene Ontology annotation, molecular function: protein binding.
AUUUGUUUUUUUUUUCUUAUUUUCUCGUACAGAUAAGUAAAAUUGGUAAAAGUGUAUAUAUUCUUUGGUCGCACAGGGGUCCUGAAGUCAUGCUGCGUUGGAUUCUUGGUGUUCGGGAAGCUCAGAGUUCUGUGGAGAAAAGCCCCGUGUUGUGCAUUGGAGAGGAACAGCCCAAAAACUGGUUCACUGAGCUGCAGGUGCUGAAAGGACAUUUUGACAUUGUUCGAUUUCUGGUGCAGAUUGAUGACUUCAGGUGUGCCUCAGCGGGGGACGACGGUCUUGUUUUGGUUUGGAAUGUUGAGACUGGUGAGAAGUUGCAGGAGCUGAGGGGCCAUUCCCAACAAAUAACAGCCAUAACGACCUUCACCUGUGAUAAUGGACACACGUCGCUGCUCACUGCGUCGUCAGACCGAAGUCUCAGUCUGUGGGAUCCUGAUACCGGGAACAGGGUUCAGACCAUUUCAGACCUUCAAUCUUCUGUAAAGGGCUUGCUGGUCUUAGAUCGACUAUCUGUGUGGCUUUCUGGUGGAGAAGACUGUGUGUGGAACAAAGAUUUUCAGCUGCAGUGCCACAAACAGAACCACAGUGACACCGGAAUAACGGCGAUGAUCGAGCUGCCCAAGAACUGCAUAGCAGCUGCUAUGGAUAAAGUCAUAGUUAUUUACAGAUUGUCUGUGUCUGGUUCUGAGAUGUCAUUAGCUGAGAUCCGCUGCCUAUCCGAUCACCAGGAUCACAUUCGAGCUCUCAUCAACGUCAACAAUUUAAUGUUUGCUAGCGGUUCCCGGGGGGAGUUGAUCCUCUGGGACGCGAUUAGUUGGAACAUAUUGGUCUACGAGCACAUCCUGUGGGAAGAGUCGCAGACCUGCACUCCGGCUGAGAUACGGAUGGGCGCACCCAAACCCAGUGAAAUGUCCAUUCAGCACCUGUCCACCAAUGGAAAGUUCAUCUUGGCUGCUGUGGGCAGUGGCCUUUAUCUGUACAGUGUUCAGACUAAGUCCGUGUUGGCCUAUAAGAAGAUUGCCCACGACUCGAACAUCUUACACAGCGUGCUGCUCUCUGAUAGGUAAUAUAUUUUUCUUUACACUAUAGUAUGGUGCUCUUGUAGUAUAGUA